GUGACAGCGUAUGCUAACGGAUCCGGCGGGCCCUGCAACGGCGCGGCAGCAGGAUAAGAGGACGCGGCGCGCGCAUCCACAAGCAGCGGAGGAGCCCGACCACGCCAGUGAGCCCGCCCGAUUCGCCGUCGCGGCGGCCACGUUUCCCCUCCAAUGGCCACCAGCUCCACCGCCUUGCUGCACCUUGUCAUACCGGCCUCCCGCCGCCGCCGGCACUUGGUGCCUCGGGCCGCACACUCCGAGUCCGCCCCGCCCGCCGCCUCCGUCGACCGCCGCCGCUUCAUCGCCCACACCGCCGCCGCGGCCGCCGUCUCCCCUCUCGUCUUGCCCCGCUGGACCCCCGCGGCUCGCGCGGACGAAGCGCCGGCGCUCUCCGAGUGGGAGCGCAUCUUCCUGCCCAUCGACUCCGGCGUCGUCCUCCUCGACAUCGCCUUCGUCCCAGACGACCCCUCCCAUGGUUUUCUCCUUGGAACAAGACAGACAAUACUGGAGACGAAAGACGGCGGCAACACCUGGUUCCCUCGCUCCAUCCCUUCCGCAGAGGACGAAGAUUUCAACUACAGGUUCAACUCGGUAAGCUUCAAGGGCAGAGAGGGAUGGAUUAUCGGCAAGCCUGCAAUUCUACUGCACACCUCAGAUGCUGGCGAGAGCUGGGAAAGAAUACCCCUGAGUGCCCAACUUCCUGGGAACAUGGUUUACAUAAAAGCUACUGGGGAGCAGAGCGCAGAGAUGGUUACCGAUGAGGGAGCAAUCUAUGUUACCUCUAACCGUGGAUACAACUGGAAGGCUGCCGUGCAGGAGACCGUUUCAGCUACUCUGAACAGAACAGUUUCAAGUGGCAUUAGCGGUGCAAGCUACUACACUGGGACUUUCAACACGGUGAACAGAUCGGCCGACGGGCGCUACGUGGCUGUGUCCAGCCGAGGGAACUUCUAUCUGACGUGGGAGCCCGGGCAGCCGUUCUGGCAACCCCACAACAGGGCGGUGGCACGGAGGAUUCAGAACAUGGGGUGGAGAGCGGACGGUGGACUUUGGCUGCUGGUGCGCGGUGGUGGCCUCUUCCUCAGCAGAGGAACCGGGAUAACUGAAGAUUUUGAGGAGGUGCAGGUGCAGAGCCGGGGGUUUGGGAUCCUGGACGUGGGCUACCGCUCGCAGGAGGAGGCCUGGGCUGCUGGUGGCAGCGGCGUGCUGCUCAAGACCACAAACGGAGGGAAGAGCUGGAUGCGCGACAAGGCUGCCGACAACAUCGCCGCCAAUCUCUACUCCGUCAAGUUCCUUGAUGACAGGAAAGGCUUCGUGCUGGGCAACGACGGCGUGUUGCUUCGGUAUCUUGGCUGACAUUCUAUGUAUAUGUGUGUACAGCGAACGGCAUGUGCUGCUGCUACUACUACUGUAAAAGGCUGCUUACUGUGCUUGCGUUCUCUCUUCUGCAACCCAAAUUGAGUGUAAAGAUGCAUGUGCUGCUUGCUAGGAACUUGAAAACCUUGUAUACCCGUAUCUACUAUCUAUAUAUAUGCUACCUUGUUGCAAACAACCCUCAAACCAUUGAGAAGCUCUCCAUUCUCAAUGCCUGGGACAAAUCAUUCUACUCAAUCUAUUUGCAUUUUUC
Molecule: messenger RNA, 1609 nt
Organism: Zea mays
Lineage: Eukaryota; Viridiplantae; Streptophyta; Magnoliopsida; Poales; Poaceae
Product: photosystem II stability/assembly factor HCF136, chloroplastic
Exons: 6
Coding region: 154-1338 (394 amino acids)
Molecular function (GO): protein binding
Source: RefSeq, a predicted model, not a curated record